Metarhizium acridum CQMa 102 is the source of this 1593-nucleotide messenger RNA. RefSeq lists its product as uncharacterized. The record is from RefSeq and is a predicted model, not a curated record. NCBI's taxonomy places the organism in Eukaryota, Fungi, Ascomycota, Sordariomycetes, Hypocreales, Clavicipitaceae. Gene Ontology annotation, molecular function: acyl-CoA dehydrogenase activity.
AUGGUAGCCACGGGCUAUGAUACGCCCUACGGCGCAUUCUCUCGGCCUCUUCAAUUCCUCCGCAGCCACCUCUGGGUCGGCUCCUGUGCGAAUGUGGGCUGCCCAUCAGCUAUGCAGGAUGGCGCGGCAUGCCUCCUCCGUGGCCAUCUCUCCCAGCCCAAGCUCUCUGCUUCUCUGUCCGUCGCGGAAAGAAAGGUCUUUACAGACGCCUACAGGCGACUUACGUCCCGUGAUCCCAAGUAUGCCUGGACCAGCGGACAGUGGAUGACGGAACGAACAGGCGGCAGCGACGUUUCCCUCACAGAAACCGUCGCCACGUACCAGCCAGAGGGUGCCAGCGGGUUUGCUUCCAAGCACGGCCAGAUUCCCCUGGGCCCAUGGUCCAUCAAUGGGUUCAAAUGGUUCUCCAGCGCGACAGACUCGGAAAUGACGGUUCUUCUGGCCAGGACCGCCGCGGGGGGGCUGUCAACGUUUCUAGCGCCAAUGAGGAAGCACGACCCCGAGGCCACGACACUGACCGGCGAGCCCAAGGACGACGGCAGAGCACUCAACGGCGUCCGCAUCCAGCGCCUCAAGAACAAAUUCGGCACGCAGUCCCUCCCCACGGCAGAGCUCGUCCUGGAGAACAUGCGCGGCUGGAUGAUCGGCCAGGAGGGAAGAGGCAUCCACGAGAUCAGCACCAUCCUCACCCUCACCCGCGUCCAUUCGGCUGUCGCGGCAGUCGGCGGCGUGGGCCGCGGCCUCGGAAUAGCACGAGCCUACGCCCUCGUCCGAGACGUCGGCGCCGGCAACCGCAAGAGGAUGAGACUGGUCGACAGCCCGCUGCACAUGCGGACGCUUGCCAAAAUAUCAGCAGAGUAUCGCCGUCUUAUGCUCGUCACCUUUUACACGUCCUACGUGCUGGGUGUUUCCGAGCACUCGCUCGACGCGAGGCCCCCGCCGGCAUUGGAAGCCCUCACGCCGCAGAAGAAACUCGUUGAGCCACUGCUCCGAGUCAUGAGCCAGCUCGCAAAGGCGUACGUCUGCAAGCACAGCGUAGAGCUGCUGUUCUCCUGCAUGGAGGCGCUGGGCGGCGUGGGCUACCUUGUGAACGAGGAGCAGGAGUACCUCAACAUCUCGCGUAUAUAUAGAGAUGCUUGCGUGCUGCCUAUCUGGGAGGGCACGACGGAUGUUUUGUGUACGGAUUUGAUUCGCGCAAUGAAACAUGCGCGCGGUGGUGCGGAUUCUUUGGCGGCCUUGGAUGAAGUUGUUGGAAAAGCAUGGGGCUUUGAGGGGAGGGUUGGACGACCGCCUGGUUGGCAGCCGGUUGAGACGUGGGCGGCGUUGAAGAGCAAGAUUGAGGGGACGGAGCAGGCGGACUUGAUGGGCGAAGCGCGCGAGGUUGUUUGGCAGUUGGGUGAUGUGCUUGCGUCGUUGUUGCUGUAUGUCGAUGCGGGCACGGAUGGGAGUCUAGUGGCCAAGGAAGUAUUUGUAAGGUUUGUGGAGGACAAGUUUGGUGUUGAGAGGAGGGCGAGAGGAAGCACGGAGGAGGAGUUAAACAAGGACCUUGCCAUUGUGUACGGCCAUGGGGGGGAUGUAGCCGCCAAGCUGUAG